Molecule: messenger RNA, 981 nt
Organism: Penicillium longicatenatum
Lineage: Eukaryota; Fungi; Ascomycota; Eurotiomycetes; Eurotiales; Aspergillaceae
Exons: 3
Coding region: 1-981 (326 amino acids)
Source: RefSeq, a predicted model, not a curated record
AUGCAGCUCCCUCGGCCGUCCGGCAAUCUGGGGAGGACGAAGAACAUCCUCCAUUUCGCACAAGGAUUCAUUAUCUUCCUCGCCUGGGCGCUGACGAUCGCUAUCUGGACUAAAGGCGAUGGCAUCGAUGGACGGACAGUCUGGUACUGGAUCCUGUGUUGGAUCAGUCUCCCCGCUUUGAUCUACCUCGCCGCAGUACCCAUGUGGCCCCGAGCCCGCCGCUUCGGCAACGUCUACGCCUUCGCAACGGUCGAUGUUCUUUACGCAAUCUUCUGGUUCAGCGCAUGGGUGUGUCUGGCCUCAUACGUCGCCCAGGGAAAGAGUAUUGGAAAGACCUCCAGCAGCGACAGUGAUAGCAGUUCCAGCAGUUCCUCGAGCUCGUCUAGCAAAAACCGCCGAGCCGAUAGCACCAGCUCUUCCACCAAGAGCACUACAACUAGCAGCGCAUCCGGCUGUCACAACUGGGCAUACGGUAGCGCUACUAAGUGCAGCUUGAGUGAAGCAACGACCAUCAUCGGCGUCGUUAUCUUCCUUCUAUUCGCUGCUACUGCCUGGAUGUCCUUCCGCAACGUUAUGCACUUUCGCCGCACUGGUACUCUCCCAGACGCCGUCUCAGACCCCACCUUCGCCGCCCAGUCCAAAGCCGCCUUUUCUUCCAACCCCGCUCACGAUUUCGAGGAGGACGAGGAUGACUUCCGGUCCAGCCGUGUUGGUGGCAUGGGCUCAUCACGGAGCGACCGCGACGAGGAUUACGCUCUGUUGAACCAGAGUGAAAUUGACGACCUAGGCAACCCUAACGGUCGCUCCGCGAUGCACGGAGCCUAUGACCCCACCGAGUCCUCGGUUGGAGGCAGUCAUAUGUCCGAAUAUAACAGCACACCCUAUGGCGGGGCCCACGGACAACAUUACCCGCCACCAACAGACGCAUAUACUCCGUCUGACUACGGCUCUACAGUUGGCGGGUUCCAACACCAGCGGUAA